AUGUCAUCGACGCCUAUUCAAGAGGCCAGACACCAGCACACAAGCCUAAAGCGUGAUACCGCGAAAUUCAAGCAUUGGCUCGAAAGAGCUGCCUUGUCCUGUGGUUGGAAGCCAAACGCGACUGGGAAAAUCACAACCAGGGACAUCGCAGCACAAAUCGACAUAGUUUCAAGCUGUCGAGAUGAAAUAUGCACAAUUCCUGAGGACAUACAAACUGCUCUCCAUAAAGCUAUCGAUGGGCGAAAAGUAUGCAACGAAUUCUUUCACUCAAGUAACCUAUCGACGCAGAAGUCUACGGCAUCUCAUAAGCACUUCAUCACAAUACUUGAGCAUGCUUAUACUGUUUUAUCGAGACAUAAGUCUGAACUUCUAGAGUGUGAUGAAAAUAGAUCUGAGAGCACCACAAACGACCUCUCCACGACUUCACAACCAGAGCCCAUCAACCAUUCCGAGCAGGAAUGGCACCUUGUCCAACGCAAGAGGCGUAGGUCAUAG
Molecule: messenger RNA, 495 nt
Organism: Annulohypoxylon maeteangense
Lineage: Eukaryota; Fungi; Ascomycota; Sordariomycetes; Xylariales; Hypoxylaceae
Exons: 2
Coding region: 1-495 (164 amino acids)
Source: RefSeq, a predicted model, not a curated record